CACAGACGAGAGACUGAACACACAACGCGGCCCCUAAAAGCUGCUUCCAACGUGGCGUUCGGUUCGGUGAGACAUGCACACUCCAAUCGACUCAUCUGUCUCGCACCAAACGGGAAAGCCCUGCUUCACAUCUCAAGUGAGUACUAUUACGUUACCUAAGCUAUCUGAACACUUCUCGCCAGGCAGGAGGUAAUAAUGAGCAGCUAUAGUCAUAGAGACUACGCGUACUGCGACAGGCGCGAUCACGAGGAUUCUAGCAGGUCUCAGCGGCGCGAUUAUGACAGCUAUCACCCCUCAGAGCAUCGACGUGAACGCAGUCGGGAACGACAGAGGCCUCCCCUACUUAGACGGCGGGCUUCCUCAUCAUAUUCUCCGAAUGCACGAAGUCCAGCCUUGCCCACCACAAACGUAGCAAGUCCUGCACCUAUGUCCACAUCAGGAUCAGAUACGGGCAACAACAAAGCUUCUGAAUCGUCGGACUUAGCAAGCAGAAUCGUGCGCAACCUACGUUCUGCCGAAAUCGACAAGGCAAAGCAACGCCUUAGCAAAUGCAAACUACAGCAUAGCCGUGCUACAGCAGAGCAAUACCCUGAUCAUCCGUCUAUCGUAAAACAGGCCAAGUUGGCUUACGCGGAUGCUAAAGAGCACCUUAAAAAGACACAAGAUGAUACUAAGGAUCUCGAGGCUUGUUUCGCAGAGAUUCUAAAAGCCACAGGUAUCAAGGCUACAGAUACUAUAGAGCAGCAGCCGAAAACCACGACAGAUGCCGCCGAAAGGUCCAAGCUCGACGAGCGGCUUGGAGCCAUCGCCCGCGAACAAGAGGCGAAGAUUAAGAAACUAGAGAGUGACCUCCAAACAAGAUUCGACCAGUCUAUCACGGACUCGGCGAAACGUAUUCAAGAAGACUUCGACAAAUCCCUUAACUCAAGGACAGAAGAGAUACAAAGUCAUUACACAGCAAAGCUCGAGGCAAAGCUCGAGGAGCACGAUAAAAGAAUACGCGAGCACUAUGACACAUCCCUGAAGUCAAGGACAGAAGAGAUGCGAAGUCAGUACACAGCAAUGCUCGAGGAGAACGACAAAAGGAUACGCGAACACUACGACGAAAAGCUCAAGACGUAUGUGUCCGAUAUCACUACUCUACGGGAGCAAUUCAACAAGUGGCAAGAGGCUAUGGACCUCGACAAAAUCACGGACAAGCAAGCGUCUAUUAUGAAAUCGCACGAUACGCUCGCAGCGAAAGUGCAAGACGCUGCUAGCGAGCAGACACUACUUCAGGGUCACGUUCGAAAGCUAGACGAGCGACUCAGUCUUCCUCCUAAACCAGGCACGGCUGACCGCGCAGUUUCAGAGCUCAAGACCGAACUCCAAAAUUUAGAAGACAGGCUCAGCGCCCGAACUGGCGAGAUAGAAACGGAUGUUGGCAGUCUCAAAAGCAAAGUCGACGUCUUGGAACAGUCCUCGGCUCCGCAGGAGACGGCACUCACCGUCGCAGCUCAACCCAACAGCCAAGGUCUAGACCCUGAUCUAGACAAGAUACAAUACGCAGUUGAUCAGAUCAAGAUGGACCUACACAACUUGAAGAAAAAUGUCGUGGAUAUUUUCCGCUCCCAAAGCCUUAUACCCGACCACCUAAAGGACUGGGCAUGGAUGGCGACUCCAACAAGGCAACAAACCCCGGUACCCCAAGUGCAAGCUACCUCGGAAGCGGACGGAUCAUUGGCCACUGUAGCGCAUGUUGAGACGACUCGCAGGCAUCUUGAGGAGCUAUACAAGGACAGGGAGUCCUUUGUUGACUCUGUCGUGGCAUGCAUUGGGCCUCGCGUCAGCGCUGAAAUAGCUGAGAUUCGGCAAGAGCUAAUCAGCAAGGGUGAGUCAAUCACCUCCUGCCAGGGCGAUAUCAACGCCUGCAGAGAACUUGUCCAGAUACAUUCGGCGCGACUUAACGACGUGAUGACCAAGUGCGCCAACGACCGCGACAUGCACCGCUCGCUACACGAUAAGUUGUCGAAAUACUGCAAGGACGUCCACGAGGAUCUCGACAUGCGAUGCCGCAACCUCGAUCAUUGGCAGCAGAACUUUGAGACGACGGACCUGGUCAACCAGAUGACCGAAUACAUCAAAGCCCUUAUGCCGGGCGAGAUAAGCCAGAUGCGCCACAAGGUCGCGGCGAUCGAAACGGAGCUUCGUCGAAUACAGGAUCACGCGGCCAAGAGACGCAAGGUCUCAGUCCCCAACGGCGGAAUACAAGCUGUUCCAAUGGCGCCUGUCCAUCCUUCCUAGGGGGAGGGACUGCUGAUGCAUCCACUGCCUGAAAAGCCA
Molecule: messenger RNA, 2322 nt
Organism: Emericellopsis atlantica
Lineage: Eukaryota; Fungi; Ascomycota; Sordariomycetes; Hypocreales; Bionectriaceae
Exons: 2
Coding region: 196-2283 (695 amino acids)
Source: RefSeq, a predicted model, not a curated record